GCUAUAAAAAUUAUUUCAAUGUUUUGAUUAUAAAAAUUGAAUAUAAAUAUCAAAUACUACAAUAUUUAGCAAUUGCAUGUUGAAAUUUCAUAGAUUUUAUAGACAUUGAGCGUACUUCAGAAUGGCUCUUCUCAUAAGAUGUUUAAAUUAUCAAAGUCGCAUGAUUUUAAGACAGUUUUCAUCAUCUAGAGUUUGUUUUCAAAUAGAGAAAUCAAAUGAUCGCCAAAAAAUUGUCAAAUCUGAAAGUCAUAAGGAUAUUGGCAAAGCAAAACCUUUUGGUGAAAGAGUUAAAGAAACAGCAAAGACGACUAGUUAUUUGGGAAUUAUUCUCGUGGGGGUUGGCGUUACAGGAAUAAUGUUAUAUGCGAUAUUUAAAGAAUUGUUUUCUAAUAAUAGUCCUCAAGCUGUUUAUUCAGAUGCUUUCGAGAGAUGUAAGGCUGAUACAAGAGUUCAGGAUUCACUGGGGCUCCCAAUAAAAGCAUACGGAGAAGAAACAAGACGGAGACGUCGUAAUCAUGUCGCUCACCAAAUUUAUCAGAAAAAUAACAGAAAUUAUAUGCGACUUUCCUUUCAUAUUCAAGGGAUUAGAAAUAAAGCAACAGUGCAUUGUGAAAUGAGAGAGAGUGAUUCGGGGAGAUAUGAAUGUCGCUAUCUAUUUGUGCAACUUGAUUCUUAUCCUCAUACGACCAUAAUUGUUGAAGACAACAGAUUCAAUGAUCCAUUGGAUUCUCCUGCGGAUUAAUCGACAUCAGUUUUAAGUUGAAUAUUUUGCUCACUGAGCAUAUACAACUGCUAGUAGCUCUUUUGUGCAGUUCUAAAUAUAAAAGAAUUUAUAAUAUCUAAUAAAAAAGUCAAACAAAAAAUUAAUUAAUUAGGUAUUAUUUUAUUU
Molecule: messenger RNA, 889 nt
Organism: Clunio marinus
Lineage: Eukaryota; Metazoa; Arthropoda; Insecta; Diptera; Chironomidae
Source: the annotation of a GenBank genome assembly